UACGUUUCAACAAACAAUCCAAAAUGCUUUUUGAUUUAAGCUUAGCGGUUGUGGAAGCCAUAUUUAUUUUUUGUUACUUUUUUAGGGCGAUAUGAAGCAGAUCCUCUUCGGCCUUUCCCUUCUUUUUUUCCUCUCUCAGAUAAUCACUGUGAAACUGUGGUAGAAACGAAAAAAAGAAUUACGGACACUUGAUCUCGAGGCCUUUCUGUUGAUCAGCUGAUAAGAAAGGGAGCCUUUUUUAGGAAUAAUCAUCAGGCAUGGCGGUUGUUGAGAAUGCUUCGAAUCAAGAUGCGGCUGCAUCAGCAGUAGCAUCAAACGAUCAGGAUCAAUCAAAGCAAAACCAUGUUUGGUCAAGAAUCGAUCCGAGCUUACACCAGAGCGAUCAAGGGUUGUACAACAAGAUCGGUGGUCCCCAUCAUCGAUCCAACGGUGGGGAUUUACAGAGGAGUAAUGGUGGUAGUGGAGCUGAAGUUGGGGAUAGCUUUAAGAGAGACAUGAGAGAGUUGCAAGAACUGUUCUCUAAACUUAACCCCAUGGCUGAAGAGUUCGUGCCUCAUUCACUUGCUAACCAUGGACUCAAUGGAGGGUUUUACACUGACGACUCUUUUUUGCAUAGCAACAAUAACAUCUCAAGGAAUGGCCAUCCUAAUGGCAAUGGUGCUGGUAGGCGGAAGAAAAUUUUCAGUCAAGGGAAACGGAGAUUGAACACCAGGACAAGUAUGGCCCAGAGGGAAGAGAUCAUCCGUAGGACUGUCUAUGUGUCUGAUAUUGACCAUCAGGUCACUGAAGAGCAGCUUGCAGGAUUAUUUGUGAGUUGUGGGCAGGUGGUUGACUGCCGCAUAUGUGGUGAUCCUAAUUCUGUACUUCGUUUUGCGUUUAUUGAGUUUACCGAUGAAGAAGGUGCACGAACUGCUCUGAAUCUGUCUGGUACUAUGCUUGGAUUCUACCCAGUUAGGGUGCUGCCUUCAAAAACAGCUAUUGCACCAGUUAACCCAACAUUUUUGCCAAGGACUGAAGAUGAACGCCAGAUGUGUGCAAGAACUAUCUACUGUACAAACAUUGACAAGAAGGUUACUCAGGCUGAUGUUAAACUCUUUUUUGAAACAAUCUGUGGGGAGGUUUAUCGCCUGAGGUUGCUGGGGGACUAUCACCAUUCAACUCGCAUUGCUUUUGUCGAGUUUGUAAUGGCUGAAAGUGCGAUUGCUGCCCUCAACUGUAGUGGUGUUAUUCUGGGCUCAUUGCCUAUAAGGGUAAGCCCAUCAAAGACCCCGGUUAGGCCACGUGCUCCCCGCCUUCCGCAGCACUGAAUCAUGUUGGCGCUCCGAACUGAUCUUAGUUCCAGUUUAUAUAUAUUUAAAAUACAUACACACACCCAUGUAAAGAUGUUUCCCAUGUUGGUGGUCUGCCUGUUUUAUGUAUAUUGUCCUCUGCUGCUAUGCUUGGGAUCAUUGUUACCAUACAAGUCAUCUUUUGUUUAUCCUUGCAAUUGGAUCCAAGUGACUUGCGAACCAGAGGUGGUCGUGUCUGGCCACGUCCAAUGUAUGCAGAAGGCAUCUAAGUGAUUUCCUGUCAACUAGCAGUUGAAAUGCCUCAUUUAUCUCUUCUCAAAAAAAAAAAAAAAAAGCUUCAUUUAUCUUCUCGAAGGGAAGCUCAUUGACGAUGAACUCGUCCAAAUAUAGGGUCUGGAAUCAAAUUCCAAAACGAUCAGUUGCCUUGGA
Messenger RNA from Durio zibethinus, 1718 nucleotides. The record is from RefSeq and is a predicted model, not a curated record. NCBI's taxonomy places the organism in Eukaryota, Viridiplantae, Streptophyta, Magnoliopsida, Malvales, Malvaceae.